Molecule: messenger RNA, 3808 nt
Organism: Pygocentrus nattereri (red-bellied piranha)
Lineage: Eukaryota; Metazoa; Chordata; Actinopteri; Characiformes; Serrasalmidae
Gene: lima1a
Product: LIM domain and actin binding 1a
Exons: 13
Coding region: 767-2701 (644 amino acids)
Biological process (GO): actin filament bundle assembly
Cellular component (GO): plasma membrane; actin cytoskeleton
Molecular function (GO): actin filament binding
Source: RefSeq, a predicted model, not a curated record
UAACGUAGCUUACAUGUGUAACAUCUCUGUAUCAGGCAGGCGAACUGUGGACACAGGCCCUUUGGGUAGCUGACCGUCAUCCCCACUGUGCCUUACUCCGAGAGAAGCAGCCCUGGGAGGCCCCAGUCUUCGCAUCGAUCAGUGUUGAUCAUUUGACCACUCGUAUCGAUAUGUGCUUUCUAUUUGAAGGGCAACUCCACACAUGUUUCAGAAUUUCUGCAUAACUAAGAGGUUUACAUGUCAAGAAAAUCAUCCAGAGUGGUUUGGUGAUUCCAGCCAAUGGAGCAGCACCUCUGACCCAAGGCGGACCAGCCCACUACGCUACGGUCACCACACUGGUGUUGUAACAUCAGAUUUAUGAUUUCAUUUAGAAGGAAGUGGAGACUAAAUGCUAUUUCCAGGAACUGUGAGGGGUAUUCCCAGUCCACCAAAGGAGUCUGGAGUUGAGUCACCCUGAUUGGCCACGCUGAUAGUGUCUGAAAAGACGGGGGUGAUGAUGCAAACUUUGAAUGGAUGAAGCUUUACCUGCUAGGUGAAAGACAGCUGUGUCCUCAUUGGCUGAGAGGAGGCCACAGUAUUUCACCCUCCCACACAUACACACUCGCAUAGCCAAAAACCGCUCAGACUGAGCUCAGACACAGUGAGGACAGCAGCAGCCUGCAAUCUGUGAAGGACACAACCUGAGGUCUACAUAUUUUAACCCGUGGACAACAAGAGGAGGAUUGACUAACCACCCAGUGCACUUGUGUAAGCCUCAGAAGCAGCGAUGGCAGUCAGCUCUUUCGACAGAAGGCAGUGGGCCUCCCAGUCCCUGCGCGUCACAGCCAAAGAGCUGUCCAUUGUGGGAGCGCGGGGCAAGAACACAGCUAUAGCUGAGCGCUUCUCUAAGUACCAGAAGGCAGCAGAGGAGACCAACUCGGACAAGAAAAAAUCUGUGGAGGCUGUAGCCCCUGCCCUGCGCAGUGGCAACCUCGGUGUUCUGAAGAAACGGUGGGAGGCCCAACAGCCUCUCUCACCCGAGCCUACAGCCGUGCAACGCAGGAUUCAGGACGAAGUUAAAGACUUGUCUGCAGACACUCCACGCUCUAUCUACAAAAAGACUCCAUCAAAAGCUGCAGGUAUCGAAACAGACACACAGGACCAGGUUAGUCAAGAACCACCUCAAAGCCCCAGAGAGCCAGCUAUGGAAGGGUGGGUGCAAGAAGAUACAGAGAGUCCAGAGGCAGCAGAAGUGCCCAGCAUGCCUAGUGACAAGCCCAGCGUACCUCUCAGCAGUCUCAAAAUGAUGUUUGAGAACAAGGCAUCUGUGGAGCAAGUGAAAGCAGGAGGAAGUGGCCCUGAGAAAAUGGAACUUGGAGACAAAGGAGUGUUUGAUGCAAUCGUGGAGACUACUCCACUCAGGGAUAGAAUGGCUCUCUAUCAGGCAGCUGUGUCUAAAGUAGAUGUCCCUUCUUCCACUCCGAGUGAACUGGACAUGGAGUUAUGCAGCUCCAGUGUGAAACAGAAGGAGAAUGUCCCUCCAGCUUCGAGGGAUGUGAUCUCAACCUCUGAACCCAACAGCAGAAAGGGUUCAUCAACAGACAGCAAUGGCCCUACUGCGACUACUCCUGACCAAGGCCAAAGUAAAGCUUUCAAGAAGUUCCGCCUUCCUGUGUGUGAGACCUGUGUGAUGUGCCUGAAGACCGUGUACCCCUUGGAGCGCCUAGUAGCCAAUCAGCAAAUCUAUCAUAACACAUGCUUCCGCUGUGCCCACUGCAACACCAAACUGAGCAAUGUCUACUGCAAGCCCCACUUCUGCCAGUUGUUUAAGGCCAAGGGCAACUACGAUGAGGGAUUUGGCCACCGGCCUCACAAGGAGCUGUGGGAGGCACGGGGAGAGGAGUUAGAGGAGCAGACGAAGGAUGUCCCAAAGGAAAGCACCGUCAGUCCUACAGUAGAGGAGUCUCCCCUGGAGAAGGUCAACAUACUUGCUGCCACUUUAGAGACACGGGCCCAGUCUGCAGCAGAGUGGGUGGAGAAACCAGUGGAAACUGGCCGGUUGAAGAUUUCCUGGCCUCCAAGGACAGAUGAAGGUGAGGGAGGUUCACCUAGGGCCUCUGUUGAGGGUGCCAUCCGUCCCAUUCGUCCAAAGUGGCCACCAGAGGGCGACUCUUCCCCAGUCAGCCCAGAGAAAGCUGAGCUGUCCAGCCUCGGCAGAAGCUCCUCCCUCAAAGAACGCAGCCGGCCAUUCUUGAUCACUAACUCCGCCUCUCCAGUCAUUCAACCAGUAGCGAAAGAGGUCCUAUUUGAAGAUGAAAUGACAACAGCGGGUUCUCCCUUGAGUGCUGAAGACCCUAUGAUUGAACUGGCCAGUCCCACACAGGAGGAAGAGGAAGCAGUGGCUGAACAGGAAGAGGUGGACAAGAACAAUGAGGAAAAAAUGGACAGAGGAGAACAAGAGGAAGAGGAUGUUACAGAGGAGAAAGAUGGCCAACAGGAAGAAGAGGAGCCAGCCUCUUUAACAUGCCAAAGCACUUCACUGGAUAUCACGCCCCCUUCUUCACCCCUAAGUGAAUCAGACCCAGGCUCCGGAUCUGAAUCAGAGCGGCAGAAAUCCUCUCAGGAUGUGGGAUUCUGGGAAGGAGAGGAAGACCAGGCUGACUAUUCGGUGGAGGAGCUGAUCAGGAGGAAUCGUCAUUACGAUGAGGAGGAAGAAGAUUGAUUGUUACUGACUCACAUCUUUCCAAUAAAAGAUCAAAACCAAACCAGUCUAUUCAAUUCCACUGACGAGAUGGGGGUCACCAUUUUUCAUUGUGUUUCUGUCCAAAGCACAAUAGGACAGUUUCCCAGAGGCAGAUUAAAGGAAUAGUACAAAAUAAACUAGUAGGAAAAUCUAAAUUUCUCCUUAUCCAUAACAUAGUCCAAUCAGCCAUGACAUGCCUAAAGUUUGGUUCUUUAACUUUGCACCGGAGUUACAAGUCUAAUGUAGCUAAUAAGCAGUGGGACCUUGUUCCCCACCAACUGUGCAAACAACUACAUUUGGACAAGAGAAAAUAUAUAAAUUAGAUUUUUCACUAAACUAUGCCUUUAAAGCUAGUCUGGGGAUUAACUCUCGCACACUGUGCAAUUAGGCUCUUUGCCCUGAGCUUUUUUCUUUGUGCCUGUGUAUUUGAAUGUAAGUCAACAUAUACAGAAACCCUCAAUAAUCAUUUGCUUAUCCACAAAGGUUUUUAGGGCCACGUUAUGUGCAACCAACACAUGAAAUAAAUGGACAAGCACAGUUUCCAGAAACACUGAUGCAUUUGGUACUUUUGUGUAUAUCUUUGUUUGUCUUUUACCUUCUUUUUUGUAUAUUAUAAAUGCAUUUCAUGCCGCUUUUAUGGUGUUCUAGUCUAAAACCUAUUUUUAUAGGGGCUUUUAUCAUGUUACCUAUUAGUUGGCUUUAGUCCUGAAUAAAAGCAGUAGAUAUAUAGACAACAGCAGUACUUGUUAAGGUUGUUCAUUGUGGUUCAAAUGCAAGGUUCUUUUUGUUUUUUCAUCAACUAAGACUUUGUAGUUAUUCGACAUAAGUGCUGAGUAGUGGUGUAUUGCUCUUGCACAGAGUUUGGAAUUGCAAAAGAAAUGAAUUCUCCGAAAGCAAAGACGUCUGGUGCGUAGAAAUACUGUGGGAUGCAACUGGUCCUAACUAAUGUAAUAUUUUGUGUGCACUAUUUGUGUAUGUCAACUUAGAAUCAGUUGCUUUUUAACUUUUUAAUUGCACAUUUGAUGUUUUUUUUUAUCUGAGGACCAAAUUUCCUGCAACACUGUUGUUCAAUAAAUAUUUAAUGUA